Messenger RNA from Xyrichtys novacula (pearly razorfish), 261 nucleotides. The record is from the annotation of a GenBank genome assembly. Lineage: Eukaryota; Metazoa; Chordata; Actinopteri; Labriformes; Labridae.
AUGGCAGUCUUACCUGGCCGGGGUAACGCACAGUCUGGUCUAGCCGUGUCUCCUUUUACUGAAGCCGAACUGUAUCCGUCAACAGACUGGGAGGAGACCUUUCCCUCUACUCUGUCGCUCACAGCGCAAUGUCACAACUACACUAUCGUGUUUACACCACAGACUGUGAAAAACCAGCUCGACAUGGAUCUCACCGGACUCUUCAAAGCUGCCGUAUCGCACCGCUUUCACUUUCCGCUGACGGCUGGUGUUAAUAUUUAA